Molecule: messenger RNA, 588 nt
Organism: Perca fluviatilis (European perch)
Lineage: Eukaryota; Metazoa; Chordata; Actinopteri; Perciformes; Percidae
Product: putative selection and upkeep of intraepithelial T-cells protein 1 homolog
Exons: 3
Source: RefSeq, a predicted model, not a curated record
UGGAGUGGGAGACCUGACCUAGCGCCCAGAUUUGUCUAUUUGAGACGAGACGGCGUGGAGCUUCAGCUUGAGGAGCAUCCAUUGUACAUGGGGAGAACAUCACUGUCCACCAACAAACUAAAGUGUGGAGACAUUUCCCUUAAACUCUCCAAAGUAAAACUCUCUGAUACAGGAACCUACAAAAAUGCCUUGUUCCAAAAACUGGAACAGAAUAUAUCCAAAGUCACCAAUGGAGUGGUUCUACAAUGUUCGUCUGAAGGCUGGUAUCCAGAGCCUGAGGUGUUGUGGCUGGACAGUGAGGGAAACCUCCUCUCUGCUGGACCUCCAGAGACAGUCAGAGGUCCUGAUGAUCUCUAUACUGUCAGCAGCGUAGUGACUGUGGAGAAGAGACACAGCAACAGCUUCACCUGCAGAGUCCAGCAGAAGGACACCAACCAGACCAAAGAGACAACUAUCCAUCUUCCAGAUGAUUUCUUCAUGGACCAGUGUAAUUCUGCUGUUCGCAUCACCAUCUGCUUGGCAGCCUGCUUCAUGUCUGUCAUGGCAGUCUUUGUUUCGUGGGAAAUGUGGACAACACCAAAUCAGUAA